AUGGCUAUCUUCGACUCAGAAAAGCGCCCUCGUGGCCUUCGCGUGCCCUCUCUCGCAGCAUUCAAGUCUUUCCAGAAGAAAUCGUCGGAAUCUGUGCCCACCGAGCCUGUGCCCUCCGGGGAGUCAACUUCGCCUAAAGCGACAGCCUUCCCUACCCCUCCACCACCGAAGCCGGCGCCCCCGCCGGGCAAGGACCUCCCAGUGCCCCCGAAAGAGGAAAUUCCCACACCGCAGACCUCAACCAACAACCCAUACUUCCCUCCGAUCCCCUCCCAAAAUGCAGUCCCAGAACGACGCCCAAUUGAACGGGUCCCCAAUCCAACGCAGUCUCCUCCCCCUCGGAUGACAGGCCUGCGAAACAAGAAAUCACAGCCCGAUUUCCACGUACCCCAACAACAGACAACAAACUAUUUCGCGCCCCAAGCUCCGGCCGACGAGGCCAACUCCCCCCCGCUGGAAGACUUCAUCCCGACCCCGGACAGCGCCGAACCGCCACUAACAGUGUCUGAACUGCCACGCGAUGAGCUGUCCCCUUCGCCCUUCGUACCACCGGAUGUUGAACCCGUGGCGCCGAAAUUGAACGAAAUCCACCUCACAUGCUACCAGCAACACCGCGCUAUGCCCGUAGCGCAGAAUGCGUGGUGUCCGCUGCCGUGCAUGACUUGUCAGAAAUUUGACAUUGAGAUCCGGCACCGUUGUGUGUUCUGUUGCCUGCGCAUCUGCGAGUCGUGCUAUCAGACUCUGCAAAAAUGCAAGAAUCGAUCCGUCGAAGAACUGGUCGAUCGGCUGGUCGUCUGA
Molecule: messenger RNA, 798 nt
Organism: Penicillium roqueforti
Lineage: Eukaryota; Fungi; Ascomycota; Eurotiomycetes; Eurotiales; Aspergillaceae
Exons: 1
Coding region: 1-798 (265 amino acids)
Source: RefSeq, a predicted model, not a curated record